AUGUCUUCACCACGCCCAAAAUCGCCUCGUACUCCCGUUUUACCUAAAAAAGAAGACAAAGAAGAGUCAUUUUGGGAUAAAAUUGGAACAAUUGGUCGCAAAAAACGCAUAAAGGAAGUACAGGAAGUGCAAGCUGAAGGUAAAUACGCGAUCGACUCACCGGGUAGUCCAACAGCACCAGAAAUUCCCCCAGAGGAAUAUAGUUUGCAUGACAAUGAAGAAAGAGCAAUUAUUGAGCCAAGGUGCUUAGAGGAUCCAAGAGUGAAAGACCUGAUUCAAGUUUUGAUUGACUGGAUUAAUGAUGAGCUUGCUGCACAAAGAAUUAUUGUUAAAGACAUCAGUGAAGAUCUUUAUGAUGGACAGGUGCUACAAAAAUUGUUGGAAAAACUAACAGAAACUAAACUAGAUGUGCCUGAAGUGACUCAGUCUGAGGAGGGACAAAGGCAGAAGCUGGCUGUUGUACUGAGAGCAGUCAAUAGGGUACUGUUUGGGACAGCAAAGCCAGUGCAGAAGUGGAGUGUGGACUCGGUGCACUCGAAGAAUGUUGUGUCCAUUUUACAUUUGUUGGUGGCUCUUGCAAGGCACUUCAGAGCUCCCAUUCGUUUGCCAGAGAAUGUAAGCGUUAAUGUUGUAGUGGUGAAGAAAGAUGGGUCAAAUCAACUAUCUCAUAGGACUUACAUUGAAGACAUAACAACUACAUAUGAUGACCUCGGAAUGAAAUGCGAAAGGGAUGCUUUUGAUGCUUUAUUCGAUCAUGCACCGGACAAGUUGCAAGUUGUGAAAAAGUCACUUAUAACUUUUGUGAACAAACACCUAAGCAAAGUGAACCUAGAAGUCUUAGACCUAGACAGUCAGUUCCAUGAUGGGGUCUACCUAUGCCUCCUGAUGGGCCUUCUGGAAGGGUUCUUUGUUCCCCUCUAUGACUUCCACCUGACUCCACAGGACUUUGAUCAAAAGGUCCAUAAUGUUUCUUUUGCCUUCGAACUGAUGCAAGAUGUGGGUCUUGCCAAGCCCAAAGCCAGGCCUGAAGAUAUCGUGAAUCUCGACCUGAAGUCAACUCUAAGAGUGCUUUACAAUCUCUUCACAAAAUACAAGAACAUGGCC
Molecule: messenger RNA, 1104 nt
Organism: Brenthis ino (lesser marbled fritillary)
Lineage: Eukaryota; Metazoa; Arthropoda; Insecta; Lepidoptera; Nymphalidae
Source: the annotation of a GenBank genome assembly